Messenger RNA from Colletotrichum godetiae, 738 nucleotides. RefSeq lists its product as uncharacterized. The record is from RefSeq and is a predicted model, not a curated record. Lineage: Eukaryota; Fungi; Ascomycota; Sordariomycetes; Glomerellales; Glomerellaceae. The transcript is spliced from 2 exons. The coding region runs from base 1 to 738 and encodes 245 amino acids.
AUGGAUGACGUUUCCACCUCGGGCAAGUGGCCACAAGACCAUGUCGAUUCGAAGGGCGUGAUUGGCUCCAGAGAGAUGAAAGCAGCCUUUCUGUUCGGGUGUCUCUCUGCUUUGCCAAUUGCCUCUUCUACCUUCUCCCCACUAGCUUCCUCACCAAGAUCCAAGGGCAAGGGGGGUGUUCGUGCCGUCUCUGGUCAUUCAAAAAGAGUUUGGGAGUACGAAAGUAUUGACUUUGGAGUGAGGCUGGCCAACAGGGAACAUUGCUCCGAGCUAAUUGUCAUCGGGUUUCGAAAUCCCAUCGGAGCACUGCGCUUCUGUCGACUAAUUCGCCCUGCUCCCGCUUUCACUUUGCCUGACUUUUCAUCCUUCAGCUGCCACGGCCAAAACUUGCAAAUAUUUCUUUCGUCGACUCGUUACAGAUACAUCGUUGGGCGUCUAUUUAGUUGCAAAAACUCCAUCCAAGAUACUCAACUAGACAAGCUCCCGCCGGGUAUUGCCGAAGCUUCAUCUGUUUCCUGCCACACUACUCCGUACGGUUACAGGCUACAACAAUCCCAUCUCGAUCGAUCCAUAAAGAAGACGCCGGUUCCCACCCCUAUUAUACCCCUGCUAUUCGUACACGCUGUCAACGGUCUAGACGAAGACCAGUGCAUCUGGGCACCUCAGCUGACGACGGCUUGCAUUGAUCACCGCAUUGAAAGACAGGACCAACUUGCAUCGACGGAAACAUUGGUUUAA